Molecule: messenger RNA, 1900 nt
Organism: Haliotis rufescens (red abalone)
Lineage: Eukaryota; Metazoa; Mollusca; Gastropoda; Lepetellida; Haliotidae
Exons: 11
Coding region: 163-1848 (561 amino acids)
Source: RefSeq, a predicted model, not a curated record
AUAUUAACCGACUGAUACAUUUAUCUGCCAUUAUCUUAUCUGAGACGACGGUCCGUGAAUCUGCCUAACUACUGAAGGCAGAGGGCUUCUGAAACCUUCUUUCAACAGACCGCUCAUUUUUAUAGUACAGUACGCCCGACCCGUGCCGACCCACGAGUAGCCAUGUCCUAUGCUUUUGUUGUGUUGCUGUGUGCGACGCUGUGUGGAGCUGUGCCCGUGCUCCAAUUUCGAAGCUGGCUCCCUAUUCCUGACGCCUCCAACCGCCUUCUUCCUUUCCUGGGAACCGCAGACAAGGUGGCCUGGGACGACCAGGAGAACUACCUCUAUGUAAUAGGGGCCCAAUCUGAGACUCUACAUAUUGUGGAUCUGGUGAAUCACAGCGAUCCCCAAAUUGUGUUCACUCGUGUAUUCAGCGAGAUCACAGAUGGUAUCCCAAAGGCUAUUGCAUUCUGUCGUAGCCCCCAGCGUGAAGAAUUGGUCGUAGCGUUCUCCGCCAAGGAAAGGCUGAAUGAGGGCCAUGUUGAGGUCUUCAAGCCGUUUCUCCGAUUCGACCAGACACUUACACUUCUCGGGCGUGUAUCAACUGAAUCGGACCCAUCUGCUGUAAAGUUUGACAGUACCUGCUUUCAUUUUGUCGUGGCCUGCGAGGGUCUGCCUGGCAUGAGAAACAACGCGUUUGAGGACCCUUUGGGUCACGUGGACGUGUUUGAACCCCAAGUGAAUGGCUGGACCAAACUCACCAUCAAUUUCCAGGGUGCGAGGGGACUGGAUCAGGCGAGAUAUGUGUUUAAGGACGGCUCCAAUCCUCAGCAUUCUGUACUUAACGACCUGGAGCCCAGUGACCUCACUAUAGACGACAAUAAUCGUGUCUACGUUACCUUUCAUGAGAACAAUGUUGUCGCCAAGUUCGACCUGAACAACCUUGCGGGCGGGGUGGACAUUUACAGCCUUGGCUCCAAGGACUGGAACAACUUUGACAUCGACACCAGUGACAGAGACAACGCUGUGAGUCCUGGCAACGAGAACAUCAAUCUUGUGCGUCGUAACAUUCGUAGCUUCUAUCAAGCGAAGAACGUUGACAUACUCCACUUUAACAACAGCACCUUCCUUGUGACCGCCAAUACCGGUGGAUACAAGGCGUACACAGCAGCUGUGGAGGGGGUAGACUUUAACGAAGCAAUGAGGGCACGCCUUAUGGAUGAAACUUUGUUCGAUCCGGCCCUUGACGCCCAAACAAAAUCCGAUAUGAAAAAUGAUGCUGAACUCGGUCGCCUGUUUGUCACCACUUUACAAGAACCGUCAGAUGGAUGGGACCCCGUUUUUGGUUACUUCAAACACGCCUAUGCCUACGGUGGUCGGAGCUGGUCGAUGUGGAACGCUGACGGCGUCAAUCAGGUGUAUGACAGCGGAAGCGAUUUAGAGUACGAAGUCAGUCAGUAUAACAAAUCUGUCUUCAAUGGAGACUGUUUUUCGACAAGCUUCUCGCCACCUCAGCAUCUAGACACAAGAUCUGAUGACAUGGGCCCUGAACCUUCGGCGAUAGCAGCAGGGACAUACAAUGGCCAGCCUCUUGUGGCUGUGGGCAGUGGUCGUAUGGGAGGAAUAUGGUUGUACUCAGUGUCAGAAGGGGAGGCUGUUGGCUUGCCAACAGGAAGUUUCCUCAGCUACAUACGUCUGGGAGACAUCAACGGCAACUGGCGGGCCUUGUACGACAACGGGAAUGCUGGCGUACAGUACAUCAGUGAUUUACUUAUCGUUAAUCACCACGAUCAUCAGAUGGUGGUCGCCGUGGGCUCCCAAAUGGGUGCCAUUGCUAUCUUUGAAGUCGAGGAAGGUUCAUUCCCUUAAUGCCUGUCUCACAGUGUAUAUAUAACAAUAACAUAAAUUGCAUGAUCGCAAA